UUAUCAAUUGUUGUUUAUAACCUAUGAUUAAUGAUUGUAUUUAUUAUUAUAACCUAUUAUUUGCUGUUUAUAUGUGAGCUUAAUGUACCGGAGACAAAUUCCUUGUUUGUCCGAUCACACUAGGCUAAUAAAGAAUUCUACCCUAUCCGACCCUACCCUACACUAUCCUAUCACUGAAUCACCAAUUCUUUGUGGCUACUUUCAGAGAGAAUCUCCCAAGCCGCUUCAAAUUUAAGGAGUAUUGUCCAAUGGUAUUCCGAAAUCUCCGGGAAAGAUUUGGGAUUGAUGAUCAGGACUAUCAGAAUUCUGUGACCAGGAGUGCUCCAGUAUAUAAUGAUAGCCAUGGGCGGUGUGGAGUUCGUUUUCUUACCACCUAUGACCGACGGUUUGUCAUCAAGGCAGUGUCAAGUGAAGAUGUUGCAGAGAUGCACAACAUUCUAAAGAAAUAUCACCAGUUCAUUGUGGAAUGUCAUGGGAAUACACUUUUACCCCAGUUUCUUGGCAUGUACAGGCUUACAGUAGAUGGUGUGGAAACCUACAUGGUAGUCACCAGGAAUGUGUUUAGUCACCGGUUGACAGUGCAUCGAAAAUAUGAUCUCAAGGGUUCAACAGUAGCAAGAGAAGCCAGCGACAAAGAAAAGGCUAAGGAUCUACCAACCUUUAAAGACAAUGAUUUUCUAAAUGAAGGCCAAAAACUCCAUGUUGGAGAGGAAUGUAAAAAAAAUUUCCUGGAGAAAUUGAAGCGAGAUGUUGAGUUUCUUGCACAACUGAAGAUCAUGGAUUACAGUUUGCUGGUAGGGAUUCAUGAUGUUGAUCGAGCUGAGCAAGAAGAAAUGGAAGUUGAGAACCGGGCAGAAGAUGAAGAAUGUGAGAAUGAUGGCAUAGGUGGGAAUCCAAUUGGUUCCUAUGGUACGCCACCUGACAGUCCUGGUAACCUUCUCAAUUUCCCACGUUUCUUUGGGCCUGGGGAGUUUGAUCCAUCUGUGGAUGUCUACGCUAUGAAAAGCCAUGAAAGCUGGAGCAGAAAUUUCCACUGUCAAUCCCGAGCAGUAUUCAAAACGCUUCAAUGAAUUUAUGUCCAAUAUCCUGACAUAGUUGUCUUCCUGUUAUUGGCAGAAAAGGAGGGAGAAGAAUAGUAAAGGGUGGGGGGUAGUAUUUCCAGUGCUACAGGAAUGCAGUCUGCUGGGCAUGAUAUUCUGUGAGUGUGUGAUGACAGCCUGACCUAGCAGAAAACUAACCUCUAGAUACGGGCUUUCAAACCUGGUGGAAAAAUGAGAUUAUUACUCUCUUCUAUAUUGGUUGCUACAAUAAAUAUCCAAACAUAAACCUGAGGAAUAAGGUAGUGUUAAAAUUUGCACUUUUCUUUGAAAAGCAUCAGUCUCCAAAUGGUCAGAUGUUAAUAUGAACACAUAACAGAAGAUAUAAAUGAUGGUUUCCUUCGAUUGAACUAUGGCUGUUCACUCAGAGCAAAUUCUCUUUGUUGCUUUCUCUAAGGAUUGGACAAGAGAUGACCUGUCAUUUCAAGGACAAGAACUAUUAUAAAGAUUAAGGAAAGCCAUUUUAAGUUAGUUGAACAAAGACUUUUUACUUCUGGUCUUUUGAUAUCCCACUUUCUUUUCUGCAUUGUUAUUUCAAAAAAAGAUGAGAAUAUGAGGGAAUUAGAUAGCUGCUUAAAGUUUUAUGCAAUCAAGGGAGGGAAAAAACCAGUUUCAGAAGAAUCCACAUUUCUAAUAAAAUAUGAUACAAUUUCUUGGUGGAGAUCAUGAAGAGAUGAGAUAACUUCAUGAAAAUAAUAUCUUGAUGAGCUGCAGAUAUAUUUGUACUGAGUUGGUUACAAAUUGGAUUAAGUUAUCUCUAAUAUAAUGAUCUACCAGAGUUAAAUUAUUCAGAUUCAAUCUUUUAUACUUUGAUCUGGUUGUAAAUGCUGUAAAAUGAUACUUUCCUGUUUAAAAAAAAGGUACCACUUCUUUGUAACAUCUUAUACUGUGAACCAUUAUAUUAGAAAUAUUAGCUUUUGAUCAUUCCAUUUGGGAAGAAUCCACUCUCAAUAUGGGGAAAAUGUAAUAAAUUGCAGCUUGUCCUGCUAAUCCAGAUUUUUGAAAAAGUUGCACUAGCUCUGUUUUCUUUUAAAAAUCCAAAUUGUUCUUGCCUCAUUUGAAUUACAACUUUUUCUUGUAAGUUACAGACUGAUAUUGGAUUUCAUAGCUGUACUUGUCAAAACUGAAGGUUUUGAAUUCACUAAUUCCAUUUUUUCAAUAUUCUUGGAUUUGGCAAGUUAUGAUCCAUCAACUUGCAAUCAAGACACUUUGCUUACUUUUACUGUUUCUUACACAUGCCUUUUUUGUGUGUGUGUGUGUGUAUGUGAUUGUUAGGGUGUUAAUGUCCUGUGCCUUCUGCUUUGUAGAUUCUGUCAUUUUGGGAGUAAAGUAAUUUUUUUUUCUUUGUUGCCCUCAAGUAUGUGUAUUUUUUCAGAUGGGAUUUUUCACAUUUAUAAACAAAAAAUUCCACAGCUCACAUCGUGAUUACAAAGUCAUAAAAUAGUUUGAAAGGCUUAAAAAUCAUAGAAUAUAUAUAAGAUUUUGUUAAGGCAUAAAUGAAACUGUAAAUUAGAGAUUUCAAGGUUCUUUUUUCCACCUAGAUUUCAAAGCAGAUUUCUUUUAUUAGAAGCCACAGUAUUUAACUGACUAUAUCAUAAAAUUUAUGUGAAUUUAAAAACUUAUUUCAAAAGGCAGGCAUGGAUGAGGGUAUGUUGAUAGGUUGUAAAAAAUUUUGAAAGUCAAAGGAAAUGGUGCACUCAGAAGUCCAAUGUGAAAUAGAAUAUAGGAAUUUCAUUUUCAGCUUUUGUUUAAAUUUUACAAAGUAAAUUUUGAUUAACUUGAUAAGCGUUAGUCCAAAAUAAUCUGUUUUUAACGUUUUUACAAAUAUUUGCCAAUCUUAAUCUAUUUAGGAGUUAGUCAGUACACAGUUUAAAAAACCAUGAAAAGAUAUGUUUCCUGGUUGAUUCAUUUAUAAAAGACAUUUGAAACAACCAUAAAGGGCACUCAGACAGAAAGAGCAAACUCUCCAUCUUUGCCUACCCUUAUUUUCUCUUCCCAGUCUUCUCUGGCCUUUACUUCUCUAGUCUGUAUCCCGCUGUCUCCAGUUCCUCAAUCCACUUCCAUCAGAAGUUUUUCUCUUUAACAUCUUAAACAUCCUGUUCUUUAGUCUUCAGCUGCCUUCUUGCCCUGACAAAAGCCACCAGACCCACUAAGUUGCUACUGGUUCUAUUCUGUGCUCAUUGUUUAAAGUUCUCCUCUUUGAUGUGCAUACUUUGUGCUUAGAUGUUGAAUUUGACUUUUACUCAGCUAGCUCUCAAGAUUAUUCGGAAUAUAACUCCCUGUUUGAUUUUUGGUUUCUGUCAUACAUGCCAUUAAAUGGUUAGUCCUUACUGCUAAAAUUUUGCCAUUGUUUAUAACAUAUUAUCUUUGCCAUCUCCCACUCCCAUAUUUGUGCCUUUUGUUAUGCUGCCCUCUAUCAGAAACUUUUAAUUCUUUCAUCUGAACCUAUCUUAAAGUCCUAUAUAAGCAAAAUUAUAACUGGCUUUUGCCUCUAGUCCCAUUUCAUCCUUUCUCUGUCCUCUUGACUUAAUAUUCAGAACUCUGCUCUCAGGUGGUGCUCAGAUCCAUAUGACAUUUGGAUCUACUAACAGUUGUGGAAUUUUUUCCCCCUUGAUUAUUUGCUUAAUAGAAAAAUUGUUUAAUGAUUUGAAAUCUUCAACAGAUAUAGAAAAGGCCCAGUGGGGGAGAUCAAGAGAGAUGUCAGCAGCCUUUUUAAUUCAGGUUUCCCCAAACCAAAUAUCCUUGAGAUGCUUUAGUUUACAACUCCACCAAACAUAGGAUUUGUAGACAUUAUACAUCUGGAAAAACUGUUGGAAAAACUGUAGUUUCUUACACCUACAUACAGAGACUUAAAAUUUUCUCACUGGGAAUUUCUACGUUAACAUUCUUGUUUCUUGCCAUUCACAUCCAAAAUUUUAAACAGAAAAUGGAAUUGCAUGGAAAUCUUUUGUUUCCAUGACACAGCAUUAGGAUUUUUCCCUUCUUAUAAAUAUUAAAUUCAUCUGGCAGUGCAGUGAGAAUGAUGUACACAGUAAAUUCUGAUCAAGGCAUUGCCUGUAAUGCUACAUGAGAGAUGGGAGGAAAGGAACAUACUUCAUCUCUUCAGAGUAUUGUUAGUUUUGACAGAGAAGACCUGUGAUUAGACAGUCUUUUGCUCUUCCUUUCUUGUUCCUAUCUCCUAGCUUGUAUCGGUGAUCCCUCCCUCCCCUGGUGUCCUUAAAUACAUCACUCUAAAUAUAGCUAGUACGUUUUCCCCUGUAACUGCAAGGAUAGCACUGGCAAUACAAUUUUAUUUCCAAUUCAGUAUGUCCAAGAGUCCUUUUAAAACUCAUUGACUUGUUUUUCUACUCCAAAUUUCAUUCCUAUAAAGGGCAUGCUUAUUGGCACAAUUUAUUCAUCAGCCUAGUCUGAAAAUUGUCCCCAUGCUUUGUUGUGUUGCAGAAGAGCCCAUGUUGGAUCAGAAGCAGAUGAAUACUAAACUAUUUGGAGAUUUAGCAGAAUGUAUAGCCAUUAGUGCAUAGAACUAUAGUCUUCUAGGUCAAGGACUUUGGAAAUCAAACAGAUUUCUUGUUCAUCAAUUCAUGCAAGGGAAUGUCAAUAGCCAUUUUAUUUCUUCCCAGCGUGCAUCUUGUUACAGUUGCAAUGACCCUAAGGUAUAGCUAACACAUUACAGAAAGGAACUAUUUUUUUCAUUACAUCUAUGAUUUAUCUUUUUAAAAAUAUAUAUGUGGAGCAGACUUAUAACUUACGAAAGUUAGUGACUAUUUGGAGAAUUUUGGGGCUUAUGUGUUAGUCUUGUUCCUAAGUAUAGACUUACACAUGUACAUUCUCAGUUGGAUUGUCUAGCCAAAGAAUGCAUAUUGUUGAUGGUAGUCUUAGCUUUCUUCCAUCUCCUGUUUUGUGGAAUGUACUUCCCCAACCCAGUGUCCUCCAGCUAUAUUGUAGCAUACUUCCCGGCAUUGUUAAUUAGCAUGCCUAUUCUAGAGUGAGAUGGAAAUCCUAUUCUAGAAGAAGUUUUUGUUGUCAUCUAAAAAUAUUAUCUUCAGGGGGAAUAUAUACUAAUAGUUUCAGCUUUGGCUAUCAUGUUUGAGGAAGAAAAACUCAACUUUGUUCAAUGUAUAGUAACUUUCACUGCACUCAUUGAUGUAUCCCAACAGUCUAUAUUGUUAGGUGGUUACCUCCAGGCAGUUAAGCUGGAAUUUCCUGCACUGGAAAAAAUGUUGAAUGUGGGAUUUUUAAGGGCUACACUGCAGUAGAUGGUGACAAUCAUCUUCAAUCAUGUCUAUUACAUUCAUGUGUAGAGGAAGGGCUGGGGAGGGUAUCAUUAGAAAGCACUUGGAUGAAAAUGAAAUCUUAUAAACACACAUAAAUAUUGAUGGCUAGCUAUAAGACACAUGGUCAAAUAAAGUUUGCACUUCUUCAUUAUCUAAGUCUAUGGUAUAGAGCCUGAUAUGAGUGUGUGCAAUGCCAUCCCAGGCAAUCUUUCAAAAUUGUAUUAAUUGUGAAAUCAUAUAUUAUUUAAAAAGAUAAAGGAAAUGAGACAUUUCUGUUCCAGCUAUUAUCAAUCUCUUUCUAAUUGUAUGCUUGAAUACCAUAUGAAUAUAUUCAACAUAUUAAUAUAUAAUCAUAUGGCAUUUAAAUGUAUUAUAAAAGUUCAAGCUGUUGCAUAAUGGCAAGCAGGCAAUUAAAUUUGAAUCUCCAACUAAUAAAAAAAUAGGUUUUUCAUACCUUUUCUAAAAUAAAAAUUUAAAGUCAAUGUGCUUAUAAAGUAUGAGACACUGUUUUGAAAUGCAUGUAUGUUAACAAGGUGUGAAGUCUCUCAGGUGGGUUGAACAAAAUAAAAAUGAAUUUUUUGUGUAAAA
Crotalus tigris (Tiger rattlesnake) is the source of this 5959-nucleotide messenger RNA. Its product is annotated as phosphatidylinositol 5-phosphate 4-kinase type-2 beta. The coding region runs from base 249 to 1070 and encodes 273 amino acids. Lineage: Eukaryota; Metazoa; Chordata; Lepidosauria; Squamata; Viperidae. The record is from RefSeq and is a predicted model, not a curated record. Gene Ontology annotation, molecular function: phosphatidylinositol kinase activity. The transcript is spliced from 7 exons. Gene Ontology annotation, biological process: phosphatidylinositol metabolic process.